Molecule: messenger RNA, 1032 nt
Organism: Striga asiatica
Lineage: Eukaryota; Viridiplantae; Streptophyta; Magnoliopsida; Lamiales; Orobanchaceae
Source: the annotation of a GenBank genome assembly
GAUAAUUCUCUCUCUUUUGUUCUAAUCUCUUCCUUAGUUUUGAGCUCUUUUUGUGUUUUUCUUAGUUCUCUUGCGUUUUGUUGUUGUUGCAUAUGUUGAUUCGACGAGUAGCUUUUUCCCUUUGUUCAAGCACGACACAACCGCACAACGAGUCAACGACUAAAUUAGUCAAAUUCGAGGUGGAAGCAACCUGUCAAUUGUCAUCUUAAGAUGAAUAACAACAACAACAACAUGAUGAUGUUAGCAGGAGGCGGUGGCGGAAGAGGAAAUGGAAGCGGUGGUAUCGGCGGAAGCGGCCGGUCGUGGCCGUCGGCAUCAUCCGUCUCCGCCUCGGGGAAGCGAAUCCAGAAGGAGCUGUCGGAGCUGAAUACGGACCCUCCGCCCGAUUGUGCCGCCGGCCCCAAAGGCGACAAUCUCUACCACUGGGUUGCAACUAUCUUCGGUCCCCCUGGGACACCUUAUGAAGGAGGCAUAUUUUUCCUUGAUAUAACAUUCCCUUCAGAUUAUCCUUUUAAGCCCCCUAAGAUAAACCCCUUGUUCCGGGUAUUGCCCAUUUAUACCUGGCUGACCAGGCAAAGCAUGAUGAGCUGGCUGCUGAGUGGACGCAAAGAUUUGCAAAGUAAGAUGUUGAAAAAAGAUAGCAAAAGGAUCAAGUGAUCCAGCUAGAACUAUGGGGCUAAAAAUAUGCAUACUUCUUUCUAAUGCUGAUUGCUGAGUGAUUUGAAAGACAAAAUCAACCUCCCAAGCUUGUUCUGAUCACUCGACCUUGUUCUGAUCACUCGGUUAUAUUAUUAUUAUGUAUUUCAAAUCGCCACAUGCCUUUGUAAAUAUGAUUUUUUUUUCUUUUCUUUCUCUUUUCCUUUUCUUCUCUUUCCCCCUUUCACUCAUAAAUUCGACCCAUGCACAUAGGCUAGAUGUUUGUGAUAUUGGUGGUUCAAUAAGAAUGUGAAAUCACAUGUUGUAUAUGUCUUUACCUACACCGAUAAAUCUUGAAAAUAUAGUAUGAAAAAUAAUGAUAUAACACAUAAUGAG